CUGAUCCAACCCUGGACCUGUGUUGGUAUCUCCAGUACAAAGCUCUCAACACUUCCCCGGUUAAACGAAUAUUAGCUUUAUUUUCUGUGCUUCCAGAGAUCCAUAAAUGAACUAAAUUAAGUUUUGCUGCAUGUUUUGGUCAAGUCCUGUCAGCAGAAUGUCUGACCGAGUGCUCGGUGUUUAUGAUUAGAGAGUCGGAGGGUCAGACAACUAGCAGGGAGCGAGAGACAGGCUGGAGCAGCGUCACGGCCCGGGGCUGGGGCUCUGCCAGGGGCCGCGGGACGGAGCGAAGUCACUGCGCUGGAAGCUAGUGGAGAGGCGGGUGGAGAUGAUGGAAGCACCCGGCUGUCUGUGUCUGCGUUGACCGUCUGAGAGCCGCUGCGACUGGGGGUUGAAGCCCAGCUGGUUGGUUGUGUAAACUUCGCUCAGAAAGGAGGAAGAGGAGGCCUUUUAUUAGCGGACUGAUGGCUCCAGAGUAACAUGUCAUGGCUUUAAUGAUUCCGCCGGUGAAGCUCAAAUGGCUGGAGCACCUGAACAGCUCAUGGAUCACGGAGGACAGCGAGUCCAUUGCCACGCGGGAGGGCGUGUCCGUGCUUUACUCCAAGCUACUGGCCAACAAAGAGGCGGUGCUGCUUCCCCAGCAGGUCCUGUGCCUGAAGGGCCCCCAGCUCCCAGACUUCGAGCGUGAGUCCCUCUCCAGCGAUGAGCAGGAGCACUAUCUGGAUGCUCUGCUCAGCAGCCAGCUGGCCUUGGCCAAGAUGGUCUGCUCUGAUUCUCCGUUCGCUGCUGCCUUGCGGAAACGCGUUCUGGUGCUACAACGCAUCUUCUACGCCCUCUCCAACAAGUACCACGACAAAGGGAAGGUCAAGCAGCAGCAGCACUCUCCGGAGAACAGCUCUGGCUCCGCGGACCUGCACUCUGUUAGCGAGCGGCCGCGCUCCAGCACUGAUGCCCUCAUUGAGAUGGGUGUCCGGACCGGCCUCAGCCUUCUGUUUGCUUUGCUUCGCCAGAGCUGGUUGAUGCCCCCUCCUCCCAGUUCCAGUGGAGGUCCCGGGGGCAACAUAAACUUAUGCAAUGAUGUGAUUCACACAGCCAUCGAUGUGGUCAGCUCCCUGCCGCCCCUUUCUCUGGCCAACGAGAGCAAGAUCCCCCCAAUGGGUCUGGACUGCUUGGCCCAGGUCACAACCUUCCUGAAGGGGGUGACCAUGCCAAACUCCGGGGUGGAUAUUUUUGGCCGCCGGCUAGCCUCAGAGCUGCUGCUGGGCUUGGCUUCACAGAGAGGGUCACUGCGCUACCUGUUGGAGUGGAUCGAGAUGGCCUUAGCUGCCUCUGCUGUGGUCAGUGCCAUGGAGCAGAACCUAGUUCUGCAGAACCAAGAGGGCCUGGUCGGCUAUGACUGCUUCAUGAACAUCCUUCUGCAGAUGAGACGCUCUCUGGGCUCUUCAGCGGAUCGGAGCCAGUGGCGAGAACCCACCCGGACUCCUGAUGGUCUCUGCUCUUUGUAUGAAGCAGCUCUGUGUCUGUUUGAGGAGGUGUGUCGAAUGGCAUCAGUCUACUCUCGUACCUGCGUCAGCCCCGACAGCAUUCAGACCGGCGAGGCUCCGGUGGUUUCUGAGACCUGUGAGGUUUACGUGUGGGGCAGCAACAGCAGUCACCAGCUGGUGGAGGGAACUCAGGAGAAGAUCCUGCAGCCGAAGCUGGCCGCCAGCUUCACUGAUGCUCAGACGAUUGAGGCGGGUCAGUACUGCACCUUUGUUAUCUCCUCUGAUGGUUCAGUUCGGGCCUGCGGGAAGGGCAGCUACGGCCGGCUGGGCCUCGGAGACUCUAACAACCAGUCGACUCUCAAGAAGCUGACCUUUGAACCCCAUCGAGCCAUCAAGAAGGUGUCGUCGUCUAAGGGCUCUGACGGCCACACGCUGGCCUUCACCACAGAGGGCGAGGUGUUCAGCUGGGGUGACGGUGAUUAUGGGAAACUGGGUCACGGGAACAGCUCAACUCAGAAGUACCCCAAACUCAUCCAGGGGCCACUGCAGGGGAAGGUGGUUGUGUGUGUGUCUGCUGGCUAUAGACACAGUGCUGCAGUCAGCGAGGAUGGAGAGCUGUACACCUGGGGUGAAGGAGACUUUGGACGGUUAGGACACGGCGACAGCAACAGCCGCAACAUUCCAACUCUGGUCAAAGACAUCAGUAAUGUUGGAGAGGUUUCAUGUGGAAGCUCCCACACCAUCGCCCUGUCCAAGGACGGACGCACCGUGUGGUCCUUUGGAGGAGGAGACAACGGAAAACUUGGACAUGGUGAUACUAAUCGGGUCUACAAGCCCAAAGUGGUGGAAGCCCUGCAGGGGAUGUUCAUCAGGAAGGUGUGUGCAGGAAGCCAGUCUUCUCUGGCUCUGACCUCCACCGGACAGGUGUUUGCUUGGGGCUGCGGCGCCUGUCUGGGCUGUGGUUCUUCCGAAGCUACAGCACUCAGACCCAAACUGAUCGAGGAGCUGGCUACGACCCGAGUGGUGGACAUCUCCAUCGGGGACAGCCACUGCCUGGCCCUGUCUCACGACAAUGAGGUUUAUGCAUGGGGGAACAACUCCAUGGGUCAGUGUGGUCAGGGGAACUCCACCGGACCCAUCACCAAGCCCAAAAAGGUGGUCGGCCUGGACGGAGUCGCCAUCCAGCAGAUCUCAGCUGGGACAUCCCACAGCCUGGCCUGGACCGCCCUGCCCAGAGACAGGCAGGUGGUGGCCUGGCAUCGGCCUUACUGUGUCGACCUGGAAGAAAGCACCUUUUCUCACCUGCGCUCUUUCCUGGAGCGCUAUUGUGAUGGCAUCAACAGCGAUGUUCCCCCUCUUCCCUUCCCGUCUUCCAGGGAACACCACAACUUCCUGAAGCUGUGCCUUCGACUUUUGUCCAAUCACCUGGCUCUGGCCCUGGCAGGGGGCGUGGCCACAAGUAUUCUGGGUCGACAGGCCCGGCCGCUGAGGAAUCUGCUCUUCAGGUUGAUGGAUGCAUCUGUGCCAGAUGAAAUUCAGGAGGCUGUUAUCGAGACACUUUCUGUGGGGGCGACCAUGUUGCUGCCUCCUCUGAGAGAACGGAUGGAGCUGCUUCACUCACUGCUGCCUCAGGGCCCAGACAGAUGGGAGAGUCUCUCUAAAGGACAGAGGAUGCAGCUGGACAUCAUCCUGACCAGCCUCCAGGACCACACCCACGUAGCCUCGCUCCUGGGCUACAGCUCUCCCACCGACGGACCUGAGGUCCCAUCCUCGGUUCUGACGUUCACAGCAUAUCCCGACCCUGCCUACGGCGCCACGGCGGGCCCACCCGACACACACCUGGCUGAGAUCCUCAUGAAGACGCUGCUGAGGAACCUGGGCUUCUACACCGACCAAGCCCUGGGCGAGUUGGAGAAGAACAGUGACAAGCUGCAGCAGAGCACCUCCCCGUCUGACAGCAGCCAGCCCGCGCACCUCCACCAGCUCCUGUGCUCCCUACAGAAGCAGCUGCUGGCUUACUGCCACAUCAACGCUGUCACCGAGAACUCGAGCAGCGUGGCUCUUCUGCACAAACACCUGCAGCUGCUGCUGCCUCACUCCACAGAAAUCUUCUCCCGCUCGGCUGCUCUGAUAAAGGAGAGCUCCUGGAACGGAAGCAUCCAGGAGAAGCUGCAGGAUGUGAUCUACGUGUCAGCAGCUGGCAGCAUGCUGUGCCAGAUCAUCAACUCAUUGUUGCUGCUCCCAGUAUCUGUGGUGAGACCACUGCUGAGCUACCUGCUGGACCUGCUGCCUCCCCUGGACCGCCUCAACAGGCUGCUGCCUGCUGCCUCCCCCCUGGAGGACCAAGAGCUGCAGUGGCCUCUGCAUGGUACGUCAGACUUUGCUGAGCCGGCCUCCGGACUGCCCCUGCUGCAGCCAGCCCUGUGUUGGGUCUGGCUGGUGGACCUGGAGCGGACCAUAGCCCUGCUGGUGGGCCGCUGCCUGGGGGGGAUGCUGCAGGGAGCUGCCACGUCUCUGGAGGAGCAGGACACGGCGUACUGGCUUAAAACUCCGCUGCUAAGCAACGGCCUGGAAAUGGACAUCCCACAGCUCGAUGCCUGCAUCAGCUCCCUCCUAGAAGCGGCGCUGUCAGGAAACGAGGAGCAGAAGCCUCUGGACUGCACGCUACGAUCCGAUCUGAGUGUUCUGGUGGACCUGGCUCUGGGUUCUUCUAAAGAACCCUCCAACAGCCUGUGGAUCAACUUGCAGGACUACGCCAUCAGUAAAGACUGGGACAAUGCAUCUCUGAACAACGAGUCUCUUCUGGACACCGUGUCCAGGUUUGUGCUGGCGGCUCUGCUGAAGCACACCGGGCUGCUGGGCCAAGCCUGUGGCGAGGGAAGGUAUCAGCCUUCCAAGUCUCUGUCAGAGGUCUAUCGUAGCGUUUAUAAAGUACGGAACCGCCUGCUGGCUUGUAAGAAUAUGGACUUCAUCCAGACCAGGUCCUCUUCUCGUGAGAGGAGGAUUUCAGACAAUCAGGAUUCUUUGGACAUGGACCCCCAGGAGCACUCGUUCACUCGCACCAUUGACGAGGAGGCGGAGCUGGAAGAGAGAGCCGACCGCGAGAGAGAAGAAGGUCACCAGGAGCAAGACGAUGAAGAGGAAGACAGAGAACAUGAAGUGAUGACAGCUGGAAAAAUAUUUCAAUGUUUCCUCUCAGCACGGGAAGUGGCUCGGAGUCGGGACAGAGAGCGGGCCAGCAGUAGCACAGGACUGGGUUCUGGAUCCGGAUCCCGGUGUGGAGCUGCAGCAGGAGGAGGAGAAGAAGAUGUGGUUCUAUCUCAGGAAGGGCGGCGGGGCAGCUCCGGUCCCACCGAGGGCCAAGACCUGUACACGGCAGCCUGCAACUCGGUGAUCCAUCGCUGCUCCCUGCUGCUGCUGGGAGUCAGCCCGGUGCUGAGUGAGCAGAUUAAACAGAACCAGGAGGACGGCCCGAUCCAGUCGGCUACAGCAACACAGGAGUGUCUGAGCUUCAUGACAAGAAGUGAGAGUCUGAGUACAGAAAGCCGCUCGGUGCAGAGCAGCCCGAGUUACCGAUUGAUUAAAUCCAGGAGUGAGUCGGACCUGUCCCAACCCGAGUCAGACGAGGAGAGCUACAACCUGAGUGGACGGAGGAACGUGGAUCUGGAUCUGGCAUUCUCUCAUAAGAAGCGUGGUAUUCUUCACAGCUCACCCGACUCUUUGGCCGAGUCCUGGUUCAGGUCCAGACUCAGCCACCAGCGCAGCUACAGCUCAGCUCACUCCUACGAAGAGUCGGACUUGGACCUGAACCAUUCACUGGGGAUCCAUGCUCUCAUAGACAACAUGGUGAGCUUCAUCAGCGGCGACGUGGGCCAUGCUCCAGCCUUCAAAGAACCCGAGGAGGGCGUGUCCACCAGCCCGCAGGCCACCAUCCUGGCCAUGGAGCAGCAGCAGAGCCGUGCGGAGCUGCGGUUGGAGGCCCUCCAUCAGAUUGUGGUGCUGAUCUCAGGCAUGGAGGAGAAGGGGAGCCAGGCUGGAACCACCGACCGGUCCAGCAGCACCUUCCAGUCGUCGUUCUUGCUCACCUCCGUCAGGCUUCAGUUCCUGGCUGGCUGCUUUGGUCUCGGUACCGUUGGUACCGGCAGCCUAAAAAGCGAGAGCAUGCAGCUCCAUCACUAUCAGGAUGGAAUCAAAGCAGCAAAAAGGUGCAUCCAGAUGGAGAUCCAGACGGCUGUCCACAAGAUCUACCAGCAGCUGUCUGUCACUCUGGAGAGGGCGCUUCAGGCCAACAAGCACCACAUAGAAGCUCAGCAGCGCCUGCUAUUGGUGACGGUGUUUGCUCUGAGCGUUCGUUACCAGCCCGUGGACGUCUCUCUGGCCAUCUCCAGUGGACUUCUGAAUGUUCUGUCUCAGCUCUGUGGCACUGAGACCAUGCUGGGUCAGCCCCUUCAGCUGCUGCAGAAACCUGGAGUGUCCCAGCUCAGCACCGCCCUAAAGGUGGCCUCCACCCGCCUGCUGCAGAUCCUGGCUAUCAGUACUGGGACAUAUGCAGACAAGCUGAGUCCUAAAGUGGUCCAGUCUCUGCUGGACCUGCUCUGCAGCCAGCUGAAGAACCUUCUAUCUCAGGCAGGAGUGAGCCGUCUCUCUGCUGGAAAGGACCAAGAGGACACCAAACAGGAGGACAGCACUGACUCUGAGAGGAAAGACUUCAGAGGUUUUAUCCGUAAGCAACACACAGCAGAGCUUCACCUGGGAGACUUCUUGGUCUUCCUCAGGAGGGUGGUGUCCUCCAAGGCCAUCCAGUCCAAGAUGGCAUCCCCUAAAUGGACUGAAGUCCUGCUCAACAUUGCUGCUCAGAAGUGCUGCUCGGGUGUUCCUCUGGUGGGAAACAUGAGGACUCGGCUUCUUGCUCUUCAUGUUCUGGAGGCAGUCCUUCCAGCCUGCGAGGCUAGUAUGGAGAAUGACCAGAUGACACAGGUGGUGGAGCGUCUCUUCUCUCUGCUGUCUGACUGCAUGUGGGAAGCUCCUGUUGCUCAGGCCAAACGCACCAUCCAGAUUAACGAGAAGGUCCAGGAGCACAAACUGCAGGGAGAAGCAGAGGAGGAAGACGAGAACCUCCCCAUUCAGGAGGUGUCCUUUGACCCGGAGAAAGCUCAGUGUUGUGUGGUGGAGAAUGGUCAGGGCCUGACACACGGCAGCGGGGGUAAAGGUUACGGCCUGGCCUCCACUGGGAUCUCCUCUGGAUGCUACCAGUGGAAGUUCUACAUUGUGAAGGAGAAUCGGGGCAACGAGGGCACAUGUGUGGGCGUUUCACGGUGGCCCGUGCACGACUUUAACCACCGCACCACGUCUGACAUGUGGCUGUAUCGAGCCUACAGUGGAAACUUGUAUCACAACGGGGAGCAGACUCUGGCGCUGAGCAGCUUCACCCAGGGAGACUUCAUCACCUGCGUCCUCGAUAUGGAGGCCAGGACCAUCUCCUUUAGCAAAAACGGAGAGGAGCCCAAACUGGCAUUUGAAGACGUGGACGCUGCAGAGCUCUAUCCCUGUGUGAUGUUCUACAGCAGCAACCCAGGAGAGAAGGUGAAGAUUUGCGACAUGCAGAUGAGAGGAACUCCUCGAGACCUCCUCCCAGGUGACCCAGUCUGCAGCCCCAUGGCCAUCGUUCUGGUGGAGGCCACCACACAGCUAAUUCGCGUCUUGCACCGCACCGACCACUGGACCCACCGCAUCAACAAGACCAUGAUCGAACGUCUGCACAAAAUUAAGCUGUGCUUCAGAGAGUCGGCCGGCGGGUCGAGUGGUGCUGGCAGCCAACGGCUGAAAAAGAGUCGCUCGGUGCAAAGCCGCGAGGAGCAUGACGCGCAGAGGGAGAGCCAGGAGGUGCCUGCCAAAAUGGAAGAGGAGAGGGGUCGUCACGGGCGGCAGCAUGGGCUGGGGGAACUGUCGGAACACCAUCUCAGAACUUUGUGCAUGGAAGUGUGGCCGGUUCUGGCCGUGAUCGGAGGAGCGGACACCGGUCUUCGCGUGGGAGGACGAUGUGUUCACAAACAGACCGGGAGGCACGCCACACUGCUGGGCGUGGUGAAGGAGGGCAGCACCUCGGCUAAGGUCCAGUGGGACGAAGCCGAGAUCACCAUCAGCUUCCCAACUUUCUGGUCGCCUAGUGACACUCCUCUCUACAACCUGGAGCCCUGCGAGCCGCUGCCGUUCGACGUGGGGCGUUUCCGAGGCCUCACCGCUUCGCUGCUGCUGGACCUCACCUAUCUGACCAGCAUCUAUGAAGAGACCACCGUGAAGCUCAGCGCACGGCGCCACGAAAAGAAACACCGCAAUGCUGCGUCGACGGGGCACGAGCCAACUGGAGCAGAUGAGAAGUUGGACAGCGAUGGCCACAACCGCGAUGAACAGAAAGGGAGCUCUAGUGCUGCCACGGUAACCUCUGACCUGCGAGUGUCUCACAGCCUGGAGGAGGUGAAGUCUCACGUGGCACCAAACUCUAAGUCUGAAAGUGAGAUCUCCUCUGUGGUCGGCGAAGGGAACGAAACCAUUUUCGCAGCAACUCCUCAUGGUGUGGAAAGUGGAAGGAAGAAGGGUCACGAGCACAGCUCCCGCUGUCACGAACUGUCAUCCAUUAGCACCCAAUCAGAGAUCCAGGCUGUCCAGCUGUCCUACCUGUACCUGGGAGCCAUGAAGAGCCUCAGCGCUCUGCUGAGCUGCAGCAAAUACGCCGAGCUGCUCCUCAUCCCGAAGGUCUUACCUGAAGCGGUGCCGAGUGGUCAUAAUGCCGAUCUGAACACCAGCUCAGGUGGGAGCACGACAGCCACCUCCCCGGUGUGCCAGGAGGAGGUGGAGAUGCGAGCUGCCCUGCAGUUCCUCAUGAGGCACAUGGUGAAGCGCGCCGUGAUGCGUUCUCCUAUCAAGCGAGCUCUGGGCCUGGCGGACCUGGAGCGUGCUCAGGCCAUGAUCUACAAGCUGGUGGUGAACGGGCUGCUGGAAGAGCCGAGUGGGUCAAAGGUCAAACUUGGGGUGAGGAAUGAGUCCGAGGGGGAGGGAGAGGGUGCGGAUGGGGAGCAGCUGGCUCAGACCCCCGUCACUACCAGCCCCUCAGCCUCCAGCACCACGUCCUUCAUGAGCUCUUCGCUGGAGGACACCACCACCGCCACCACCCCGGUCACUGACACCGAGACCGUCCCCGCUUCUGAGUCCCCGGGCGUGAUGCCUCUCAGCCUCCUCAGGCAAAUGUUCUCCAGCUACCCUACCACCACCCUGGUUCCAACCCGCCGAGCCCAGACCCCGCCCGUGUCAUCUCUGCCGACAUCUCCAUCAGACGAGGUGGGACGCAGGCAGAGUCUCACUUCACCCGACUCCCAGCCUUCCAGACCACAGAACCGAGCCGGAACCUCUCUGUCGGACCCCAACAGCAGACUGUCUACGUCUCCCCCUCCGCCAGCCAUCGCUGUCCCACUGCUGGAGAUGGGCUUCUCUCUGCGCCAGAUCACCAAAGCUCUGGAAGCCACAGGAGCUCGAGGAGAAGCAGACGCUCAGAACAUCACAGUGCUAGCCAUGUGGAUGAUUGAACACCCGGCCAUGGAGGACGAACGCGAUGAGCUUCAUGGCAGAGGCGGGGAUGGGUCCGAGUCCACCUGCCCAGGAGCUGCAGCGUCCACUGGAGGAAAAGCCCUGGACAGGAGCUCCUACCUGGUCUCACCUGGAGAUAUCGGCAGCUCAGAAACAGCAGAACUUGAGGAGGGUUUCAGUGAAAGUCCUGAAGGUCUGGAUCCGGAUAACGCCUCGGCCUCCAGCAGCACCCCCAUCAGAGGUCGCUCCGCAGCAGGAAGGAAGCACCGCUUUGACCUGGCAGCUCGGACGCUGUUGGCCCGCGCUGCUGGACUGUACCGCUCCGUUCAGGCCCACCACAGCCAAUCCCGUCGAGAGGUCCCGUCCCUCCAGCAGCAACAAGACCCGGGUGCCCUGUAUGAUUUCAACCUGGAUGAGGAGCUAGAGAUGGACCUGGAUGAGGAGACCAUGGAGGCCAUGUUUGGCCAGGACCUCGCCAGCGACACAGACAUUCUGGGAAUGUGGAUCCCGGAGGUACUGGACUGGCCAACAUGGCACGUGUGUGAGACAGAUGACCGUGAUGAGGUGGUGGUGUGCGAGCUGUGUGAGGCCAACGUGGCGAACUUCAACCAGCACAUGAAGAAAAGUCACCCGGGCUGUGGACGCAGCGCCAACCGUCAGGGCUACCGCAGCAAUGGCUCCUAUGUGGACGGCUGGUUUGGAGGGGAGUGUGGUAGUGGAAACCCAUACUACCUGCUCUGUGGGGCCUGCAGGGAGAAGUACCUGACCAACAAAAACAAGGCCAGAGUCCCCCCUGUGGAGAGGUACAAGGGGCAGGCUCCGGACCUUCUGGGGAAGCAGGACAGUGUGUAUGAAGAGGACUGGGACAUGCUAGAUGUGGAUGAAGAUGAGAAGCUGACUGGGGAGGAGGAGUUUGAGCUCCUGGCUGGCCCGUUGGGUCUGAGCGAACGCAGGAUCGUACCCGAGCCCGUUCAGUUCCCUGACAGUGACCCGCUGGGAGCCUCUGUUGCCAUGGUAACUGCAACCAACAGCAUGGAGGAGACCCUUCUGCAGAUUGGCUGUCAGACCUCCGUGGAUAAGAGCUCAUCGGGUCGAGUCACCCUGGGGGAGCAGGCUGCCGCUCUACAGACCCCCCACGACCGGGUGAUGGCACUCAGGAGGGUUACAGCUGCUGCACAGGUGUUGCUGGCCAGAACCAUGGUGAUGAGAGCGCUGUCCCUGCUGUCUGUCAGCGGCUCCAGCUGCAGCCUUGCUGCUGGUCUGGAGUCUCUGGGUCUGACAGACAUCAGGACCCUGGUCAGGCUUAUGUGUCUGGCAGCAGCGGGUCGAGCCGGGCUCUCCACCAGUCCGACAGCGGGUUCCGGUCACGCCGAAAGGCCCCGUGGUGCCACCAAGACCAGUAAACCCAUCUCCUGCCUGGCUUACCUGAGCACAGCAGUGGGCUGCCUGGCAUCAAACAGCCCCAACGCUGCCAAGCUGUUGGUGCAGCUCUGCACACAGAACCUGAUCUCUGCAGCUACGGGCAUGAAUCUGACCACCGUUGACGACCCCAUCCAGAGGAAGUUCCUGCCCAGCUUCCUGCGUGGCGUGGCCGAGGAGAACAAACUCAUCACGUCUCCUAACUUUGUGGUGACUCAGGCCCUGGUGGCGCUGCUGGCCGAUAAGGGGGCGCGGCUGCGACCCGCUUACGACAAGGCUGACAUGGAGAAAAGAGGUCUAAUUGCGCAUUUGUAUGCCCAUCCUUCCCACAAUCCCUCCGCUGUAGGCCCUCUGGAGCUGGCCAAUGCUCUGGCGGCCUGCUGCCUAUCGUCCAGGCUCUCCUCGCAGCACCGCCAGUGGGCGGCGCAGCAGCUAGUCCGCACACUGGCGGCACACGACCGCGACAACAACCAUAGCCGUCCACAGACCUUCGCUGACAUGGCGGGGGAUCUGAGGAAGUGCUCCUUCAUCAAGCUGGAGGCCCAUCAGAGCAGGGUGAUCACAUGUGGUUGGUGCAGUAAGAAGGGCGUGCUGGUUACCAGUGGGAAUGAUGGGACCGUCAGGGUUUGGAACGUCACCAAGAACCAAUAUUCCCUCCAGCAGACCUGCGUCUUCAACAAGGACGACAGCUCUUCCGAGGAGGGGAUGUCCGGUUUGGGAUCCCCCAGCGAUCCCUGCCUGUCUCCACUGGCCUGGAGCGUCACUGGGAAAUAUCUGGCUUCUGCCAUGGAGAAACUGGUCAACAUCUGGCAAGUUAAUGGUGGUAAGGGGCUGCUCGAUGUGCAGCCUCACUGGGUGUCAGCGCUGGCAUGGCCCGAAUGGGAGGCGGAGUCUCUAUGGUGUGGUGAGCCCAAAGACAUGCUGCUGGUGGGCCGGAUGGAUGGCUCCCUGGGUCUCAUUGAGGUUCUGGAUGCGACCAGUAUGCACCGUACUGAGCUGGAGCACUGCUACAGGAAAGAUGUGGCCGUGAUGCACAUCGCCUGGUAUGGAGAGGACAAGCCUUUUGCUGUGGGCUACGCUGACGGAAAGCUGCUGAUCGGAUCCAAAGAGCCCCUAGAAACCGGAGCCGUAGUGGUUAUCGAUGCACACAAGGAGCCCAUCACCAGUAUGAAGUGGAGUCCCACAGGUCAGAUGUUACUGACGUGUGCUAAAGAGGAGACGGUGAAGCUGUGGGCCGGCCUGGACUGUGACUCAGGUCGUGGUUCUGACUGGUGCUGUCUGCAGAGUCUCCGACAUCCUUCCCUGGUUAAUGGAGCAGCCUGGUGCAGCCUGCCUGGGCGUGGCCCAAAGGCCCUCAGCAUGUUUGCCAUAUGCUGCCAGAAUGGUCUCGUUUCUGUCUGGACCAUUCCUCAAGAGAUCUCCAACUUUCCAGAAUCCUGUUCUUCUGACUCAGAGGGAUUGUGGGAGAGUGAAGCCAAACCUCAGCUGAUGUCUUCCCAGUGGGCCGAGGACAGAGCUGUAUGUGUUUUCCAGCUGAAGGGACACAUCACUCCAGUACGAACACUGGCCUUCAGCCCUGAUGGUCUGGUCCUAGCUUCUGGAGGGGUGGGAGGCCUCAUGAACAUCUGGUCUCUGCGGGACGGCUCCAUCCUCCAGACAGUAGUCGCUGGUUCAGGAGCCAUUCAGAACAUAGUUUGGAUACCAGAUGUGGGCGUGGCUGUCUGUUCCAACAGGUCAAAGGAUGUUCUAGUUGUGAAUUGCUCCAAAGAGUUUGUGGGGUCCAAUCACGUUCUGGCCACCUGUCGCACUGCACUGAAGAAGCAGGGCGUGGUCGGUAUCAACAUGGCGCCGUGCAUGAGAGCCUUCCUGGAGAGGUUGCCGGUUAUGCUGCAGGAGCAGUACGCCUACGAGAAGCCUCAUGUUGUGUGUGGCGAGCAGCUCGUCCACAGCCCCUACAUGCAGUGCCUUGCUUCUCUGGCUGUGGGCCUCCACCUGGACCAGCUCCUUUGUUGCCCCCCCGUUCCCCCUCACCUCCGACUCUGUCCGCCAGAGUCCGGCUCCACCAUCUGGAGUGCCAGUGAGUGGGCGUGGCUGGACUGCUUCUCCACUACAGUCAAGGCAGCCGAGGCUCUCGCCCGAGGAGCCACCUUCCCUGAGUCCUUCUGUGUUCCGGACCUGGAGCCGGCCCUUAAAGAGGAGAUGAUUCUGGUCAUGGACAACAGUAAAUGGGCGGCUGGUAUGGAUGAACAGAUCAUGUCCUGGGCCACCUCCAAACCUGAGGACUGGCACUUGGGAGGGAAGUGUGACGUUUUCCUGUGGGGUGCAGGGCGUCACGGUCAGCUGGCAGAGGCUGGUAGAAACAUCCUGAUACCAACAACCGCCCCGUCUUUCUCCCAGGCCCAACAGGUUGUUUGCGGUCAGAACUGCACCUUUGUGAUCCAGCCCAACGGGACGGUGUUGGCCUGUGGGGAAGGAAGCUACGGCCGUUUGGGUCAGGGCAACUCAGACGACCUGCACGUCCUCACCAUCAUCUCAGCCCUGCAAGGUUUUGUUGUGACUCAGCUGGUGACGUCAUGCGGCAGCGAUGGCCACUCAAUGGCCCUGACGGAGAGUGGCGAGGUGUUCAGCUGGGGAGAUGGAGACUACGGCAAACUGGGACACGGAAACAGCGACCGCCAGCGCCGACCGCGGCAGAUUGAGGCUCUGCAGGGAGAGGAGGUGGUGCAGAUGUCUUGUGGGUUCAAGCAUUCUGCGGUCGUAACGGCUGAUGGAAAACUUUUCACGUUUGGUAACGGGGAUUAUGGCCGCCUGGGUCUGGGAAACACGUCCAACAAGAAGCUUCCAGAGAAGGUCACUGCGCUGGAGGGCUACCAAGUUGGACAGGUGGCCUGCGGGUUGAACCACACGUUAGUGGUCUCCACUGACGGAAUGGUGGUUUGGGCCUUUGGAGAUGGAGACUAUGGAAAACUGGGACUGGGGAACUCCACGGCCAAAUCUUCUCCUCAGAAAGUGGAUGUUCUGUGUGGGAUCGGCAUCAAGAAGGUGGCCUGUGGGACUCAGUUUUCUGUGGCUUUGACUAAAGAUGGCAAAGUUUACACAUUUGGCCAAGACCGUCUGAUUGGCCUGCCAGAAGGCCGGGCCCGGAACCACAACAGACCCCAGCCGGUACCGGUGCUGUCUGGGACCCACAUCCAGGAUGUUGCUGUUGGAGCUGAACACACCUUGGUACUGUCCUCAACAGGAGAUGUUUACACCUGGGGCAGUAACUCAGAGGGACAGCUGGGCUUGGGCCACACCAACCAUGUAAGAGAACCCACGCUGGUGACGGCGCUUCAGUGUAAAAACAUCAACCAGAUCUCUGCUGGACGCUGCCACAGCGCUGCCUGGACAGCACCAUGUGUACCGCCUCGAGCACCAGGCUCGUCGGUUCCCCUCCAGCUGGGCCUACCGGCGGCGGUUCCGCCUCAGUACAGCGGACUGAAGGAGGUGAGCAUGGAAGCGGUGAGGGCCCGUCUGCGUCUCCUCUACUACUUCUCGGACCUCAUGUAUUCAUCAUGGAGGCUCCUGAACCUCAGCCCAAACAACCAGAGCUGCACCUCCCACUACAACGCGGGGACGUGGGGGAUAGUUCAGGGCCAACUCAGGCCCCUGUUGGCCCCCAGAGUUUACACGCUGCCCAUGGUCCGCUCCAUCGGGAAGACCAUGGUUCAGGGAAAGAACUAUGGACCUCAGAUCACCGUCAAACGGAUCUCCACACGAGGGAGAAAAUGCAAACCAAUCUUCAUGCAGAUUGCGCGGCAAGUGGUGAAGCUUAAUGCCUCGGACCUCCGGCUACCGUCCAGAGCCUGGAAGGUCAAACUGGUGGGGGAGGGGGCCGACGACGCUGGGGGUGUGUUUGAUGACACCAUCACUGAGAUGUGUCAGGAGCUGGAGACAGGUGUGGUGGACCUGCUCAUCCCGUCCCCAAAUGCCACAGCAGAGGUGGGCUACAACAGAGACAGGUUCCUGUUCAGCCCCUCUGCCUGCCUAGAUGAGCACAUGCUCCAGUUCAAGUUCCUGGGUAUCCUGAUGGGCGUGGCCAUCCGUACCAAGAAGCCCCUGGACCUGCACCUGGCUCCGCUUGUCUGGAAACAGCUGUGUUGCAUCCCGCUGCAGCUGGAGGACCUGGAGGAGGUGGACCUGCUCUACGUGCAGACGCUCAAAAGCAUUCUUCACAUUGAAGACAGCGGCAUCACAGAGGACAAUUUCCAUGAGAUGAUUCCUCUGGAUUCCUUUGUUGGGCAAAGCGCUGACGGGAAAAUGGUGCCAAUCAUCCCAGGAGGAAACAGCAUUCCUCUCACCUUCUCUAACAGGAAGGAAUAUGUGGAACGAGCUAUCGAGUACAGGCUGCAUGAAAUCGACCGCCAGGUGGCGGCUGUCCGUGAGGGCAUGUCAUGGAUCGUUCCGGUUCCACUCUUGUCGCUGCUGACGGCCAAACAGUUGGAGCAGAUGGUGUGCGGCAUGCCAGAGAUCUGCUGCAACGUUCUGAAGAAGGUGGUCCGGUACCGUGAGGUGGACGAGCAGCACUCUCUGGUCCAGUGGUUCUGGCAGACCCUGGAAGAGUUCUCCAACGAGGAGCGGGUGCUUUUCUUGCGCUUCGUCUCUGGACGUUCGCGCCUUCCUGCCAACACGGCCGACAUCUCUCAGAGGUUUCAGAUCAUGAAGGUGGAUCGUCCGUACGACAGCCUUCCCACCUCUCAGACCUGCUUUUUCCAGCUGCGUCUGCCACCCUACUCCACUCAGGCUGUCAUGGCUGAAAGACUGCGGUACGCUAUCAAUAACUGCCGCUCCAUUGACAUGGACAACUACAUGCUGUCCCGGAACGUGGAUAAUGCUGAGGGCUCCGACACGGACUACUGAUGUUUCCACGCAGAUACCAAACAGAUUCCUGGGAAUGACAGAGCACGGAGCGACUCGCAGCCCCCAUCGUAGCACACUGAGCAGAUGGACACCCUGACAUUUUAAGUUUUACGCUCAGAUCUUUUUUUUUUCUCUCUUGGUGGUUUAUUAGCAGUUUUAACAUGAAAAUCCACACAAGGAGUUUAAUUUGGGGUUUUUCGUUUCCCGCCUUCAGGGUUUCUGCAUGAAGAUGCUAUAGUUGUUUGGGAAUGUACAGGGAAUCAUCAAGAGGAGAGAACGUUGUACAUUGUGUAAAAUGCUUCAUUAGGAAAAUGUUUUGCAUCGUUUCCAUAUUUAUUGUUUUCAUUGCCAACGGCGGGUUUCCCAAAACAAAACAAACCCAAUAAAAUACAUGGAAUAUCUGA
This is a messenger RNA of Nothobranchius furzeri (turquoise killifish), 15787 nucleotides long. RefSeq names its product HECT and RLD domain containing E3 ubiquitin protein ligase family member 1 (gene herc1). Lineage: Eukaryota; Metazoa; Chordata; Actinopteri; Cyprinodontiformes; Nothobranchiidae. Gene Ontology annotation, molecular function: ubiquitin-protein transferase activity; protein binding. The record is from RefSeq and is a predicted model, not a curated record.